Molecule: messenger RNA, 2235 nt
Organism: Dipodomys spectabilis (banner-tailed kangaroo rat)
Lineage: Eukaryota; Metazoa; Chordata; Mammalia; Rodentia; Heteromyidae
Gene: Hoxa7
Product: homeobox A7
Exons: 2
Coding region: 347-1057 (236 amino acids)
Biological process (GO): anterior/posterior pattern specification; regulation of transcription by RNA polymerase II
Cellular component (GO): nucleus
Molecular function (GO): DNA-binding transcription factor activity, RNA polymerase II-specific; RNA polymerase II cis-regulatory region sequence-specific DNA binding
Source: RefSeq, a predicted model, not a curated record
UCCGGCGCCAGGGUUAGCGGGCACACGGGGCGAUUGCGCGGAGCCUCGGGGCGCUCUUGCCAUAGGGCACCGCAGGCUCCCCGGGCGCGGGCAGAUCCACCGGCCGCAUCUUUGAGCCUCUUCCCCUUCCAUUCUAGGCUGUCGCGGGCCCCGCCGAGCGAGACCACCUGUGAGGGCUGCUGAGAUUGGCGGAGGCGGUCAUGUGGGCGGUCACGUGCUGCGGCGAGCUCCUUCCAAAAGAAAAUGGGGUUUGGUGUAAAUCUGGGGGUGUAAUGUUAUCAUAUAUCACGCUACCUCGUAAAACCGACACUGAAAGCUGCCGGACAACAAAUCACAGGUCAAAAUUAUGAGUUCUUCGUAUUAUGUGAACGCGCUUUUUAGCAAAUAUACGGCGGGGGCUUCUCUGUUCCAAAAUGCCGAGCCGACUUCUUGCUCCUUUGCGCCCAACUCGCAGAGAAGCGGCUACGGGGCGGGCGCGGGCGCCUUCGCCUCCACCGUGCCGGGCUUGUACAAUGUCAACAGCCCCCUCUAUCAGAGCCCUUUCGCGUCGGGCUACGGCCUGAGUGCCGAUGCCUACGGCAACCUGUCCUGCGCCUCCUACGACCAAAACAUCCCCGGGCUCUGCAGUGACCUCGCCAAAGGCGCCUGCGACCAGGCGGACGAGGGCGCGCUGCGCGGCCCGGCCGAGGCGAAUUUCCGCAUCUACCCUUGGAUGCGGUCUUCAGGACCCGACAGGAAGCGGGGCCGCCAGACCUACACGCGCUACCAGACUCUGGAGCUGGAGAAGGAAUUCCACUUCAACCGCUACCUGACCCGGCGCCGCCGCAUCGAGAUCGCCCAUGCGCUCUGCCUCACCGAGCGCCAGAUCAAGAUCUGGUUCCAGAACCGCCGCAUGAAGUGGAAGAAAGAACAUAAGGACGACAGUCCAGCCCCCACUGCAGCCCCUGAGGGCACCGCCGUGCCCUCCGCUGCCAGCACCGCCGCCGUCGCCACCACGGCUGACAAGGCCGAAGAGGAGGAGGAGGAUGAAGAAGAGGAAGACGAGGAGGAGGAAUAAGGGGCCUAUUCUGGGCCCUAUCCCCUGCCCUGGACAGUCGGAAAAGAGUCUUUAAGAGACUCACUGGUUUUAUUUACAAAAAAAAAAUAUGGGAAAUAAAAAGAAAAUGUAAAAAAAAAAUUCCAAGUCCCCAACCACAAACCCACCCCAUCCCCACCCCAUCACGCACUCUAGCUCCCAACUUUUCUGGACUGAGGCGGCUGGAGAUUAGAUCGUCUUGGGGAUCCCCUCUGUUUCUGAGGAUCCCACUAGAUACCCCCAACCCCAGGCCAGUGCUGUUCACUGGCACAGCCAAAAUACUACCUAGCACAGGCCUCCUUGAGAGGCACCCCCAAACUACCUAUGGGCCCAGCCCCAGUGGGCCUCCACUCCCAGGAAGCCCCCCCACUGUGUCCCAACACUGGCAGAUACCUAGCACCACCCCGCAUACCUGCAAGAACAGGAUUCUUUUCAGUACUACCUACUAGCCCCAAACUACCUAUUUUGUGCUGGCUAGCUUGCCUGCUUUUUUGGUGCUGGCCUUCUGAGGCCAGGCCAGGCCAGGCCCCUGAGCUUCCCGGGGACAGCCUUUGAGGUCCUUCAUGGACAAGGCACUGGGGUCCAGGGACCAGAGCAAUGGCUUCUAUUUAAAUUGAAAAAUAAUAUAUUUAUUCCAAAGCAUACUAAAUGCUGCAACCUAGAAUCCCUCUUUUUCUGGCUUGGCCACCCCCAAGUUCAGGUCCAACACACCCACUUCUGGAGAGGAGCAUUCCUGAGCGGCAGACCUCUGGGUUCAUUUCUGCUUUGUAGGAUUUCAGAGCUGCUCUCAGCCUAACGGUCCCCUCCCCUGUCCUUGCGUCCUACGGUCAGCCAUGUCAAAUAUGUGUACCCUGACUUUUCCUACAAUGGCAAAUACUGUAUAUUUGAACAAGAUUUUUUCCCCCUUGUUUCUCUCGUCUCGGAGCUCAUUUGUAAAGGAAUGUUUUGACUUGGGGAGGAUGUGUUCCUUGGGUGACUUUGUAGCAUGGUGUGUUGUCUUGAACUAACUCUGUAGUGGGUGGGGGGUCCCUAAGCCCUCCCAGAUGCCCUUCAUCUCCUGUAUUGUCCUGUGUCCCCCUUAGCUCCAGCCUGGGGUUCAGGGAAGGCAUGCUUCCCAGCCCAGCUAAUCAUGUUUUAUGUAACAAAAAUAAAGAUGCUUG